AUGUUGUCCAAUGACGGGAGGCAGCCACCAGGUUAUUCCACUGCUUCCACCCGGUACAACGGCAGCGGUUUCCACGAUUCGGCCACGGAGACCGUACACAAGGUGAAGACGGAGAAUAGCCAGAAUGGAUACGCGACCGAGUUUGCUGCUGUUGCCCCAGCUCAUCCGUUGAAGCAGGUCCACACGAGCCAGCAGCUGGAGGCAAGCUCAAAAAACCCAAAGCCGGAACCGCUGUCGAAACCGCACAAGGUGCCGAUCAACGGAUCCACCAAAAGUCACAAUGAAAACCAAAACGAGACCACGGCUGUUUGCAACAGCCAUCCACUGGGGCCCACGCCGCUGGAGCAGAAAAAGGUUGCCUUCACGGACGUGCUCACGCCAUCUUUCAAUCUAGACGCAUUCCAAACGAGCGGGGGAAACACCAUUGUUCAAAUCGAUCCAGACUACAAGGCCACGUUUGAAGCCAACGUCAACAUCAUCAACCAGUUGGACAGGAACCAAAGCUUGAGCCAGGAGUUGAAAUUGCUCAAGUUUGACGAGGUGAAAUUGAACAACUAUCUUAUCAGCACCCACCAGUUUGCAGCCAACUACAUCGACAGGGUCGUGGCAGAGGAUAUCUCAUCAAGAACCAACAAGAUCAGCGACACCAACAAGAGCAAAGAGUUGCAACACAUUGACUAUUCCAAACCGUUGCACCACAACAGCACGAGAGGAAAAGAGUACAAGUGGGGCACAACUCGAGAAAUACAUAAAGUGGAGAACAAAUCAAAAAGGAAAAGGCCGUCUGAAGCUGGUGAACAAAGUGCAGCGGCAGCUGCUUCAACCAGCAAAGCAUCGACCCCAUCGACUCCUUCAACUCAUGGCGGCCCAGUACCGAUCCAACCCAAAGGAAGCGCUCACGCUACAGAUGCUUCCGAUUCAAGUGUGAGACGUAGUAGUCGCGCCAAAUCAAAGAGAAAGACAUACGAGGAAGAUGGCGCGGAUUUGGACUCUUUAUUACUUGACGAAAAUGAAGACGAGCAAAACACCAGUAUGCGAAAGGGCGAGAGAAAACGAGUCAAGGCGGAAGCGGCAAAGGAAAAUGGCAAGGGCAGAUCCACUUCCAAAAAUGCCAAAGAUGCCAAAGAUGGCAAAGAUGGCAAAGAUGCCAAAGAUGGCAAAGAUGCCAAAGGUGCCGGUGCAGAUGCAAACGCAAAUGCAACUGCAACUGCAACUGCAAAUGCAACUGCAAAUGCCAAAGAAAAUACCAAAGAACACAAGGCAUUCAUGCGACAAUACGACAACACCUAUGUCGCCAUUUGGAAAGACAUGUCCAGAAAAGAUGGUCCAAAAGUGAGUCGUUUGAUCCAACAAGCCUCGCAAGCAAGGCUCAUCAAUUUAAAGAAAACAUGUAUAUUAGCUGCUAGAGAAUCGAGAAGGUGGCAACAGAAAAACACAAAGAACCAAAAGGAUUUAACCACAAAAGCUAGAAGGGCAAUGAGGGAGAUGUUCAACUUUUGGAAACGUAAUGAGAGAAUCGAGCGAGAAAUGAAAAAGAAGCACGAAAAGGAUUUGGUUGACAAGGCCAAACGAGAAGAGGAAGAGCGUGAAUCCAAGAGACAGUCACGGAAAUUGAAUUUCCUCAUUACUCAAACCGAGUUGUAUUCGCAUUUUAUAAACAAAAAGAUUAAAACCGACGAGAUUGAAGGCAGCGACUCAGACCCCCGGGUCAAGUCGCAAAACAGGGCUCAUUUCGACAAAUAUUCAGAGGUUGACGCUGCAAAACACGAUAUACUGAGCCUCGAUUUCGACAAUGACGACGAAGAUGCCUUGCAUCGUGCAGCUGCACAAAACGCACAAAGCGCGUUGGCCAACGCCAAGAGUAAAGCUGAGCAGUUUGACGAGUCCGAGCCAUUCAAGAACCCCGACACAAACGGCGAAGAGAUGAAUUUCCAAAACCCAACCUUGUUGGGAGACUUGGACGUUGAACAGCCCAGGAUGUUAAAGUGUAUUUUGAAAGAAUACCAAAUCAAAGGUUUGAACUGGUUAGCCAAUCUUUACGAGCAAGGUAUAAACGGUAUCUUGGCAGAUGAGAUGGGUUUGGGUAAAACCGUGCAAAGUAUAUCGGUGCUUUCCUACUUAGCAGAAACCCACAACAUUUGGGGUCCAUAUCUUGUGGUUACACCAGCGUCCACUUUGCACAAUUGGCAGCAAGAAAUCUCCAAAUUCGUACCUACUUUCAAAGUGUUGCCCUACUGGGGGCAUGCUAAAGACCGUAAGGUUUUGCGUAAAUUCUGGGAUAGGAAAUCAUUGAGGUAUGAUAAGGACGCGCCAUUCCACGUUUUGGUGACCUCGUAUCAAUUGAUUGUUUCUGAUAUCGCAUAUUUUCAAAAGAUGAAGUGGCAAUAUAUGAUUCUAGAUGAAGCACAAGCAAUCAAGUCGUCGCAAUCUUCGAGAUGGAAGUCCUUGUUGUCCUUGAGCUGCAGAAAUAGACUAUUGCUUACUGGUACGCCAAUUCAAAACUCGAUGCAGGAGUUGUGGGCAUUGUUGCAUUUCAUCAUGCCCACCAUUUUCGACUCCCACGACGAGUUUAGCGAGUGGUUCUCCAAGGAUAUCGAAAACCACGCGCAAUCAAAUACGGGUUUGGACGAGAUGCAGUUGCGGAGAUUGCACAUGAUUUUGAAGCCGUUUAUGUUGAGACGUAUCAAGAAGAAUGUUCAAAGCGAAUUGGGCGACAAAGUCGAGAUUGAUUUAUUCUGCGAUUUGACCAGCAGGCAAAAGAAAUACUACCAGUCGUUGAGGUCGCAAGUAUCCAUUAUGGAUUUGUUGGAUGCGGCCAACAACUCAUCACUGAGCUCAGAUGACGCGUCGACCACCUCAUUGGUCAACUUGGUGAUGCAGUUUAGAAAAGUGUGUAACCAUCCCGACUUGUUUGAAAGAGCCGACGUCAAGUCACCAAUGGCUAUGGUGAAAUACGCCGAGACUGGCUCAUUUCUAAGAGAAGGCAAUGAGCUAGAACUUGGCUACGCGUCUGAGAAUUUGAUCAACUACGAGUUUCCAAGAUUAAUCUAUGAUGAGCUCAUGACUCCCAAUUUUGGCAAGAACGGGCGAGAAGCAAUCUUGGCCAAAUUCAACAUUUUCAAUCCGGAAAACAGUCGAAACUUUGCAUGGGCACUUUCAUCAUCGUCAUCUGAUGAUGAUGAUGCACAAUCGUCCGAGCUUCGAGAUAUAGUAAGCAAGAGCAUUGUUGAAAGAGCCAUAGACCUACACAGCUACACCCCGGGCUCCAAGAAAAGCGACAGGAUCAACUUUUUAUACGAAGGAGAUUUCCGACAACGGGGUUUAAAGUUGCAUAUAGCAAAACGCAGCAACAUCUCCCCGCAGCAAAUUGAAAGCUCGCGUAUUCUUUCCGACUUGUGCAACGUGUCUCAAAAAGUUUACCAAGAAAUGUAUCUCAACACGCAAGAUGCCGCCUAUACUCCAAUUGCCUCGGCGCCGCCAGUCACCGCCAAAUGCUCAUCCAACAAUUUCCAAAAUAAACUAACCAACGAGCUUUUCGACACCAAGAUCAGGUCAGCUCUAGCGCCCAUGUCGUUGAACAAGGAAUACCAACUCAUGAAGAAUGAAGUUCCAAUCCAGCAUUAUCCUCCAUCAAACAUGCUUCCCGAACCUUUGAGCAAACUUCAUGAUUAUUCAAACAUAAGAAUGCCAUCGAUGGAUAGAUUUAUCACUGAAUCAGGUAAGCUUGCCAAAUUGGAUCAACUUUUGGUCAAGCUCAAGCAAGAGGAUCACCGGGUUCUUAUUUAUUUCCAAAUGACAAGAAUGAUGGACCUCAUGGAAGAGUACCUCAUUUUCAAACAACACAAGUACAUUCGUCUUGACGGUUCAUCGAAGCUCGACGACCGUCGUGACUUGGUCCACGAUUGGCAAACCAAGCCUGAAAUCUUUGUGUUUCUUUUAAGUACCAGAGCAGGUGGAUUGGGUAUCAACUUGACCGCCGCCGAUACUGUUGUCUUUUAUGACUCGGACUGGAAUCCAACUAUCGACUCACAAGCCAUGGACCGUGCGCAUCGGUUGGGACAAACUAGACAAGUUACCGUUUAUAGAUUAUUGACGAGGGGCACCAUUGAAGAAAGAAUGAGAGAUCGCGCUAAACAAAAGGAGCAAGUUCAACAAGUGGUGAUGGAAGGUAAUGCUAUCGCCACCACCAAAAAAGAGGAUUCAGCAGCGAAGAAAAAAGACGUUGCAUACUUAUUACUUGGAGGCGAUUCGACUGGCGACGAUGGCAGCAGCGUCACCGAAUCCAACAAUAACAGCGGGAGAAACACGCCGAGCCAAACUCAAGCACCGAAUGUUAAACGCGGCAAGAAACGACUGAGGGAAGAUGACGAUGAGAGCGACGCGUUGAGUAAUAAGAAACUUCAAGAGUUGUAUCAUGAGGGAGAAGGACGAUUUUCAGAAACAACCACACCUGCUCCAUUUGGUGCAUGA
Lodderomyces beijingensis is the source of this 4470-nucleotide messenger RNA. NCBI's taxonomy places the organism in Eukaryota, Fungi, Ascomycota, Pichiomycetes, Serinales, Debaryomycetaceae. The record is from the annotation of a GenBank genome assembly.